AGACAUUCAUGGCAUGGAUCUGGAACUUCCUGUUUGGCUGGAGCGGAAGAGUAGAGGACAAUAAGCAGGUCCUCUUGGAUGAACCAUGGAGGAACGUUGUGGAAUGACAGAUGUGCCUCUAGUGGUACUGCUGACUAAAGUGGACAAAGCAUGUCCAAGCUUGGAAAAGGACUUGAGGAAAGUGUACCGCAGCCGCUACAUAAAGGAGCUGGUGCGACAGAAAUGCAAGCUUGCAGAAGAUGCCUCCAAUUUAGAUACAGAAACAGAGACAGAGGCUGGACUGAAGAGUGACUUAGUUUCAACCCGUGGGAAGCGAAAGAUGAACAGCAGGUAUGCAUUUCCUGGGGAGGAAAGUGACAGUGAUGAAGAAAAUAAAGGUCCUUGCCCAGAAGCCCCAGCACCACCACCAGCACUACAUGUCAAAACUUCUACCUUAAGAGAUGAACCCCCUUUAUCAAAUAAAAGGGCAAUACCAAUGGCACCAGCACCACCAGUCCCAAUAGGCUCAUCACCGCACACAUCACCAUUGGGAGUGACUGAUUCAAUACCACCAUUGGAAGUGAUGGCUACGAGCUCACCUAAGACUAAGACAAUAUUGUUGAAAAUCAGGUUUGAUUUCAAAAUAUUCGACGUCUCAAGCCCAUUGACUUCUGAAAGUAAUAAGAGAAAAUUAGAGUCGACCUUGUCUUUAAGGCAUUCAAGAAUACCAGUUUCAAAUGAAGGUUUAAAAGGAAAUACAUGAGGUUAAGCUGCUUGCCAUAAACACCCAAAGGAUGGUUCAGAAUUUGCUUAGUACGAAAUAUGGUGAUGAUGAAGAAUUACCUGAAGAUACCCCCAAGCUUCCAGCAAAAACUGAGAAGGAACUGGAAGACCAGAACAAGGCUUUGAAGGAGUCGUCAGUCAUUCGAAGACUAUCGCAUUCUCUUUUUUCCAGGUGAAGCAACUGGCAGCUAUUGGCGGAAAAGAUAUGCGUGCCAUUAUAAACCUCAUCAUGCCCAAUAUAGUUACAAAUUCCCUGGGUGAGAAAUACAGCUUUAAGGGGAGAAAAAGGAAAAAUAACUUUUCUGCAUGCAAGGCUGUAGUCAGUUUGGUGAAGAAGGCAGUCAGGAAAAAUCCUUUUGGUGAAAAUGCCCAGGAAGAUGACAUUGGAAGGGCGUUUGAAGAGUGGCUUAAACACUCAUGUGAUCGAGAGGGAGGAUGGCAAAAGAGCAAGGCCAAGGCAGCAACUGACACAACUAAUGCUGCACCCGCAGUUCAUGUCUUGAGUGACAAAAGGGAUGUGAUGUAAA
Brienomyrus brachyistius is the source of this 1289-nucleotide messenger RNA. RefSeq lists its product as uncharacterized. Bases 86 to 742 code for a protein of 218 amino acids. NCBI's taxonomy places the organism in Eukaryota, Metazoa, Chordata, Actinopteri, Osteoglossiformes, Mormyridae. The transcript is spliced from 8 exons. The record is from RefSeq and is a predicted model, not a curated record.